AUGCUAUGCCCGACAAUGAUGACUUUUCUAAAUCUCUCGAUUUAUAUUCUAAGCUUGUUAGUUUCUGAGAGUUUUUGUGAGCGAUACGGUAUUGGAAGAGAAUACUGCCUGGAUGGCACAAAAGCUGAAAAAACAGGAUCCGGUGUUGUGAAAUGGUGUGAUAAUAAUGAAGAUUGUUCGAAGGGAUGGGAAUGCCUACCAUCCGGACAUUUUCAUUUCUCAAAGCAAAUUAGUUAUUGUUGUCAAUUACGGGAAUCAAUUUGCUCAAUGCCUCCGAAUCCCGGUUAUGGAGACUGCUUCGAAGAACCCAAGACAAAAUAUUAUUUCGAUUCCUUAGAUUUGAAAUGUAAAAAGUUUAAAGUGAUCAGUUGUCAUCCGACAAAUCAAAAUCAGUUUGAGAGUUAUGAGAUGUGCAUGAGGUUUUGCCAGAGUACAGCAUGCCUGGCUGGACAGUCACUAUUAUUAGCACGAGACAGCACACCUAUUAGUUGUCAAUCUAUGGAAUGCCCAAUUGGAUAUCGUUGUGUUUUUGACAAAUUGUUUAAUAAGCAUGUCUGCUGCGGACAUUCACCCACAGGAGUUUGCCCAAUUGGGUCGGUUUCCUAUUCCACUGCUUCCACAAAUCAACCUCUUCGUUGUAUACCGUCAUCUCUACUAGAUUCUUGUCCAGCUGACUAUAUUUGCACAACGCAAGGCUUACAUAGUUUUUGUUGUACUCCAAAUGAUGCAAUAUGCCCAGCCGGCCAGCAACCUUAUAUUCACACUGUGUCAAAAAACACAAUGAAAUGCAAUCCUUUGGAAUCUUCAUCAUGUCCUUCAACAUAUUACUGCUCACCAGCAAUUCCCGGUGCAUAUUGGGGAUUUUGUUGCAGUGUGCACAUUGAAGCAAGCUGUCCGGCUGAAACAAAACCAUAUUUAGAUUAUGUUACACAAUUGCCUGUCAGAUGUACAGUUGGUGUAACCCAGUGCAAUGUUGGCUAUUCCUGCCAGAGUUCACAGCCAGGGUCAAUUAUCGGCUUUUGCUGCACAAUACCAAAAAUAACUCUAACGAUACAACCAAGUUCAUCAACUCCUCAUGCAAAUUUUACUCCGGCGGAUGAUGAUGAUGAUAACUUAGCUGGAAAUGAAAGAAAUUGGUUUGUUCAUAAUGAAGGAUUUGUGAAUCCAAUGAUGUCACAUCAAUCGACGAAACCUUCUUUUAAAAGUAUUAAGUCAACCUAUGGGAUUUCGUCGUCUUACAAGCCGGCAGUGUGCCCACCAUUUGCAAAAAACGUUUAUUAUCCAAACACUCAAAUAAAUAUCGAAUGCACACCAGCAUAUGGCUAUGAAUUUAAUUGUCCAAGUGAAACCACUUGUACCCAAGCGUAUUUGGAUAUGGCUGGAAGACAAGUGUGCUGUGAAAUGCCUAAAACAACACAAUCGCCAGGUUUCAUCUAUUAUGUCACUUCAAUACCAAGACUUAUUAGAUAUCAAACAACAGAUCAAUUCUGCCCGUACGCCAUUCGCAACCUCCGCUGUCAUCCAUCUCGAUCGCGCUGCCCCAUGGGAAUUCUUGUUGACCAUCAAGGUGUAGUUGUUUGCUCCUUCUUCAUUCAGCCGUUGACUUUCCAUUGCUAA
Caenorhabditis bovis is the source of this 1617-nucleotide messenger RNA. The record is from the annotation of a GenBank genome assembly. Lineage: Eukaryota; Metazoa; Nematoda; Chromadorea; Rhabditida; Rhabditidae.